UUUGCGGUGUGUGGCGGCUCCCGAGUCCCAGACGCCAGAAUGGAAACGCUCCUCUGCGCGCUCACUGGCACACCUUCCUCUCCUCCUCCUCCUCCUCCUCCUCAUCGUCUUCGUCUUAAUUGCGCAUCGGCACUCCGGCAGCACCACACAGGGAGUCACGAGCAAGAACGAAAUAUACGUAGAGAAUAGAAACCGUGAGGAUGAUGAUGAUGAUGAUGGGCUUUCUGUGUCUGUGAUGGACUGAACUUUAAAAAUGUUCCGCGCCCUGUUUGGAUUCAGCUCUUCUCGGUUUGUGGAAUAUGUUACAGGGAGACUUCCAGCUGGGCUGAUGCUGAUUAAUGAAACCAUGACACGUUUUCUUCUGCUGCCGACAGAGGUGAUGCUGUUUGUGUGAAGCUGCUCCAAACUCCAACGCAAAGGCUCCCUAAAAACCGGAAUAAAGACGACUCUGCUUCCCGUUUUUUGACAAGCUGCUGAGAAUGACGAAAGACAUCCAUAUAACAAUGUAAUAAAUAUAUUUCCUGCACACGCAUCUUCCAGUUAGUGGAGAUAAACUGCACCGACUGGCAUCCAAGUGCGUCAGACCUGAGCGGACACCCGUUACGCAUGGAGGACUGAGAGGAUUUUUUUUUUUUUUUUUGCCUGUUCAUAUUUGUUUUAUGAUUUUUAACUCUGACAAAAGAGGGAACAAGUUAUUCUACUCCUCACCAAACAGAAAAUGAGUAGCUGUCUUUUCCGACUAGCACUCUUCGUGGCUUGGGUCCUCUCCAUCCGCUGCACCGCUGCGCCCGGGACCGAGCCGGAGGCGCACACGGCGUCCAGGAAUACCUGCGCGUCCUGCGACGUCGCCCAGCCGGAGGACCCCGAGUCCGGCCGGCUGAACGUGGACUUCCUGGAGGCGGUGAAGAGGCACAUACUGAGCAGGCUGCAGAUGCGGGAGAGGCCCAACAUCACGCACCCGGUCUCGAAGGCGGCCAUGGUGACGGCGCUGCGGAAGCUCCACGCCGGGAAGCUGCGGGAGGACGGGAGGGUGGAGAUCCCCAACCUGGACGGCCACCCGAUGAGCAACGAGGUGCUGGAGGAGAGCUCGGAGAUCAUCAGCUUUGCGGAGAAAGAUGACACGGUGACAUCCAAGUCCAGCCUGUUCUUCCAAAUCUCCAGCGAGGGGAACCAGAACCUGUACGUGAUGCAGGCGACCCUCUGGCUCUACUUCAAGCUUCUGCCGUCUCCUUUAGAGGUGCGUACAAGGCGGAAGGUGACGGUGAAGGUGUACUACCAGGAGCCCGGCCUCGGCAGCAAGUGGAACCUGGUGGAGAAACGGGUGGAGCUGAUGCGCAGUGGCUGGCACACCUUCAUUCUGACCGACGCUGUCCGGUUGGUGUUUGAGAAGGGCGACCGGCGCCAGAACCUGGAUGUGCGUUGCGAGGGCUGCGAGGCAGACGGCGUGGUACCCAUCCUGCUCAACCACAACGAUGAGUCCCACCGGCCCUUCCUGGUGGUGCAGGCGCGGCAGGCUGACAACAAACACCGGAUCCGCAAGAGGGGGCUGGAGUGUGACGGCAGCAGCAGCCUGUGUUGCCGCCAGCAGUUCUACAUAGACUUCCGGCUCAUCGGCUGGAACGACUGGAUCAUCGCACCGUCGGGCUACUUUGGGAACUACUGCGAGGGGAACUGUCCAGCCUAUAUGGCAGGCGUCCCCGGUUCGGCGUCAUCCUUCCACACAGCGGUGGUGAACCAGUACCGCAUGCGGGGGAUGAGCCCGGGCUCCAUGAACUCGUGCUGCAUUCCCACCAAGCUUAGCACCAUGUCCAUGCUCUACUUUGAUGACGAGUACAACAUCGUCAAGCGGGACGUUCCAAACAUGAUCGUGGAGGAGUGUGGCUGCGCUUGAGUAUGUUUUAUUCUUGUUUAUUUAAGGUGGAACUGAAGAACUUAACUGUAAACAGAUUAAAAAUAUUACAACAAAAAUAUUGAAUAUAGAAACAGAAUAUUUAUGGACGAUGGAGAAAACAUGCGCACACACAACCUCAUCCACACAUAUCUACACACCCUCAUGUAUGCCUGCACAAAAACUUGUAUAUAUAUUUAUGUUUGUUGAUAUAUUUUGUUAUAUUCUCUGGUGGAAGACUGUUCCUGUCUAGAAAUUAUUCAGUCUCCUUCAAAGGGACGUGAAGAGUUCUCUUCCAAAUCUUUAAAUAUCCACUUUGGAAAACAAUCAAUCUCUGAAGUUCUUCAUUAAAUAUCUUUAAGAUAGUGGGGAUCUGGUUUGCUAAAGUGUUCAAUACUUACGUAACCUACUAGCCUUUACAAAGCAGCAUCAUUUGAUGUAAUUUUCUGCUGUCAGUCACGCUGUUAGAGUAGGUACCACUUGUUUAGAAGUGGGUAUCUGUUUUGGAAUUAAACUCUCCAUGUGCCGAACAUAAACCCAACCUUAAACGUGAAAAUAACGUCUCCAAAGGAGGUGUAGGGAGCCUUACAUGAGUCACAAAGAAGGUCGGGGUGAUUCAACUAUGCUUCUUUCAAGAGCAGUGUGUGCAAUCACAUGGGACAAGCACUGAAAAUGUUAAUACACCAGUCAAACUUCAUCAACGUUCAGCACUUCUGGCCAGGAGUCACAAUUAUACUACAUCUUAGAGAAACUUUGUUCCACGAUAAAACUGGCUUCAAGAUGACAUGAACAUUUGGACGCAUUCCAGAAAUGGACGGACACAGACAUUAUCAACAUUAUCUGUAGAGACUUUUCAACAAGGUUUCUGUUACACUGACGCUGUCACCAAACCGCAAAUUAAUCCUUCAAACUGACAACUAAAGGGUAGACUUGCCAAUGUGAGGUGUCACACCUGAAAUUAAAAAAAAAAUCAUAACUGUUUGGAGGUUGUAUUUCCCAUUGUUGAUAUGCAUCUCUUCACAGCUCUGAAUUCUUUUCUUUCCAUUAUCUUCAUUUCUGAGGAAGCACUGUGGCAUGUUUCUGAAAGUUGGAAAGCUAUCUGAACUUUUAUCAACCAAGGGUACGGGUUAUCCUAAAUCUAACCCUAACUUCUCAUGGGAUUUCUACAGAGCUUGUUAAGUGUUGUGUGUGUGUGUGUGUGUGUGGGGUGGGGGUGGAUAGAUGUUUUGAACAUUUCCCUCAAAUUAUUAACUCCCGUCCUCAAAUUACAAAUCUGUUUCUCAAAUUACUAACUUGUGCACUCAGUAUUCUUAUUUCUUUUCUUUUUUAGGAAUUUGCAACUUCAAAUUACUUGAUUCUUCCCCUUGAAAAAGUGUCUCUCCUCAAAUUAGCAAAUUGUGCACCAAAUUAAUAAUUUCUCUCAAAUUAAUUAGUUCUUACUUUCAAUCAAUUUGACUUUCACUAUGAACAAUUUGGACGUAACAGAGUCUUAUUUUGAUCUUGGACUGUAAGAUAUGAACAUACUUUAAGUUUUUGCUGUUAAACACAACACUGACUUAUCUUUAACAAAUGUGAAGGCGUAUUGCUGCCAAAAUGUUACCCCUACUGGAAUCUGAAGAUUUCAAUAUUUAGGUAACAACACAAGUCAUGUCCAAAGGGACUACAAGAUCUGACGCACCAUCCAAAGUUUAAAUAAUUCCUACCAAGCAAACUUAUUUUGUGACCUGUUCCAGAGGUUUUGACUUGGAGGACCAAACUUCCACUCUUCCCCUUGGUCUUUGUAUCAUUAAAGCAAAAAAAUAAAUAAAUCCUUUAGUUUUCCAAGGACUAUGCCAUCUUCCACUCAUGUUAUGGGUUGAACAAAUACUCUUGUAUAGCAUAUGAAGAUGGUGGAGUGAAUAUCAGGAAUGACCUCACAUUUAUCAUUUUUUGUUAACGUUUGGAUAUUGCAAGCAAAACCUUCCUUCAGCUUCUCUUCGAAGGGGAAGGUUCGAUUCCUUCCAGUUGUUCAAAUAAAAAAAAAAAUUUAACAUAUCUCUCGUUUCAGUCAGUGAAAGUGAAAAGUUGCCAUAUUGCUCAGUUUAGUGAUGAUGCAGCUUCACACUUCUCGACGCACACUUUGAUAGCACUUGCAGAUUGAAAUGCCUUUAAUGAGCCCUAUGUGGCGCACCAUUGCUCACAGUCGUUCUAAAAGAAAUAAGUGCCGCAUGAGCUAUGCAAUGUAUAAUAUUUACCCAUAUACCAGACAAGCUGAACUUAAGCUCUUCUGACAAACUAUCACCAAUACUUGAAAUGUAAUGUGUGGCAAGCAGGGGCAGGUUGGGUUUUGGCUAGGAGGCAGGAGGAGGCACACAGUCUCCCAAUGAAAUGAAAGUUUGAAAAACCCAGCAAGUCAUUUGACAACAUCUCCGAAAUCCUCUGGAAUCGGUUGGAAGGAAAAAUCAUCCCUGUCUCCUGAAAGUUACGUUUAUAUACUACAUACACUAUAUACUAAUGAUUUUGCCAAAUUGCUGCCUGGUUCAUAUUCACUGGCAAUGUUUUCUCCAGUCCAUGUAGUGCUACUUUCAAAGUAUUAUGGUGAUAAAAAUCAUUAUCUGGAUGGCAUUACAUUGUUUUCUGGGUUGGAAAAAUAUUGCGUCUGCUGCAUAAUAAAGUUGAUUUUUAUGCAUUUCAAAACUGUACUCUUCGAAACGAGCAAAGACGGCAGCUGGAAGUGACACAUGUCUUUGUCCGUCUUGUAUAGCAUAACAAAAAUAUUUUUGCGACACCAAAUUAUUUUAAUCUUCUAAGCUGUUUCUUGAAAUUUACAGGAUAAUUGUCCCUCUUCAGAAAGAAAUUGCAGACUUACACAACCUUUGCCAAGUGGUCGCAAGUAGACAUAUCUUGUUUUAGGGGGUCACGAGCUUUUAAUUUUUCUUUGUCGUACAAGACGAGCACGGUGAUGUGUCACUUUCUGCCAUUUUUGUUUGGGAUAGAGCAGCAUCUUGUGAAACAGGUUAGAAAUACACUUUACUGUGCAGAAGACAGAAUAUUUUUGUACUAACUGGAUGUAAGAGUUUUAGUCAGUGUUAUAGAAUAAGCUGUUGGGUUUUUCAAAGAUUAGCUUCCUUUAUGUAAUCAUCAACUGAAACCUCUGAAAUAUAAAAAGAGGCUAACUGGGGCUAACUUUGACCCAAAUGUGAUGCAUGAAUAGUGAUUUUGGUGUCUAAAUGAAUGUGCCCCAGUGGAGUUCCCAUCAUGGCCUGUUUGGCACCGAAACACACUUUGAGACACAGUUUCAGGCCUCAGUCACUUUGACAUCACUUUGAUAUUUUCAGGUUAAACGUUUCAGCAACCUGUUAUUUUACUAGUCCAUUACAUUCUGCUCUCUAUAUUCAGACUUCACCACUACCAGGUACCUACCUGAGGUUCAGGUGCUGCUUAUUGUCUCACCUCUUUCCGCCUUUUGGCCGACACUCUACCCCGACUUUGCCUGCCACUGUAAUCUUUCGCUUGUUCUUCAAGGCGAAUGGUUGUUAGAAUAUUUGCACUGAGGAGCUGCGUAACUAGUAAUAAGAAAAAUUAAAUAAACAGAAACUGCCAUUGAAAAAAAGUUAUUUUUAUAGAAGCAAAAUUGAUCUCUGUUCAAAUGUAUUAUACCUAAUCAUGGAACCAAAGAGGCCUAGAGGUUUAGCUAUUGAAAGACGGCAAUGCCGCCAUGUUUUUGUUGUUUUAAAUGACUUUGUGACAGUUAAAAGAGGCCUAAACACUGUAUCAGGGUAUAAUAUCAGUCCAUAAUCAGCUUAAUCUCUUGUCUAUUUUGUACCUAGACAUGGAAUAUUUCAUAUUUUUUCAUCAAAUUGCUUAAAUAUUCCUAGUUUUAUUUCUUCCUUUUGUUAGCUCUCGUUACAGAAUCAUUUAGAGUAAAGCACAUGCCAUCUGAUCCCUGUACAGUCGAUGUAACAUAUGAAUAUGCUUUUGAAAUAUUUUGUUCUUUGUAAUUGUUGAAAAAUAAAUUUCUUAUUACCAACCGUA
Molecule: messenger RNA, 5902 nt
Organism: Siniperca chuatsi (mandarin fish)
Lineage: Eukaryota; Metazoa; Chordata; Actinopteri; Centrarchiformes; Sinipercidae
Product: inhibin beta B chain-like
Exons: 2
Coding region: 719-1891 (390 amino acids)
Biological process (GO): SMAD protein signal transduction; BMP signaling pathway
Cellular component (GO): extracellular region
Molecular function (GO): growth factor activity; cytokine activity
Source: RefSeq, a predicted model, not a curated record